AUGUGCUCAUUCCUUUAUCUGCAAAAUGCUGAUAUAUUCAACAGUCGAGCUUUUUUCAUCAUCAAGCAUCGACAAACUGAUGAUUUUGCUGAUGCUGAUGAUGAUGUUGAGAAUGAUGAGAAUAAUAAUAAUGAUGAUGAUGAUGAUGAUGAUGAUGUUGCUGUUGAUGAUGAUAAUAAUGUUGAUGAUGAUUUUGAUGAUUAUGAUGAUGAUAUUGAUGAUGAUGAUGGUGAUGAUGAUGAUGACCAACCUAUGGAACUCAGCAUUUCUUCCUAUCUCUGUCUCAUGCAAUAA
Molecule: messenger RNA, 294 nt
Organism: Enterobius vermicularis (human pinworm)
Lineage: Eukaryota; Metazoa; Nematoda; Chromadorea; Rhabditida; Oxyuridae
Source: the annotation of a GenBank genome assembly